Molecule: messenger RNA, 3081 nt
Organism: Gopherus evgoodei (Goodes thornscrub tortoise)
Lineage: Eukaryota; Metazoa; Chordata; Testudines; Testudinidae
Exons: 15
Coding region: 1-3081 (1026 amino acids)
Molecular function (GO): zinc ion binding; protein binding
Source: RefSeq, a predicted model, not a curated record
AUGGCUUCUGCGAAUCCAGCAAAAAUGCUUCUAGGUGAACUGGCUUGUUCGGUGUGUCUAGAUUAUUUUAAAGAUCCAGUGUGUCUAGAUUGUGGGCACAAUUUCUGCCAUGCCUGCAUCACUCAGUGCUGGGAGGCAUUGAGUACAAACUUCCACUGUCCUGAGUGCAGAGAAACCUUUUCCCAGAGAAACUUCAAACCAAACAGACAGCUAAGGAAUAUUGUAGAAGCUUCCAGAAAACUUACACUGGAGUCAACAAAAGAACCAGAAGUUGAGAGAGUGUGUGAAAAACACAAGAGGGCUUCAGAUGUCUUCUGCCAAGUGGAAGAAAUGCCCAUUUGUAUGGUUUGCCAUGUGUCCCAAGAUCACAGAGAACACACUGUGGUUCCCAUAGAGGAGACUGCUGAAGAUUACAAGGACCAAAUUCGGAGCCGUUUGGAGAUUUUGAAGAAAGAGAGAGAAGAGAUUCUGUCAUUUAAACUGAGUGAGGAAAAUAAUAGCCAUGAACUGCUGAAAGAGCUAGAAACUGAGAAGCAGAAGAUUGUGUCUGAAUUUCAGCAAUUGAGCCAGUUUUUGAAGGAACAAGAGCGACUCCUGCUGGCCCAGUUGGAAGAGCUGAAUAAGGAAAUUGAAAAGAGGAGGGAUGAAUAUGUUGCCAAAUUAUCUGAGGAACUAUCCUCUUUCAGUUCCCUGAUCAGUGAGAUGGAGGAGAAGUGCCAACUGCCAGCGAGUGAAUUCCUGCAGGACAUCAAAGGCACCUUGAGCAGAUGCGAGAGGGAGACGUUUCAGAACCCAGCAGCCUUUUCUUCUGAACUGAAAUGGAGAAUCUGGGAAUCGUCUCAAAGAAAUGCAUCUCUGGAGACCAUAAUGAAGAAAUUCAAAGACUCACUGUCGUCUAGACAGAGGUUGGACAAAGCGAACGUGACUCUGGAUCCAGACACGGCCCAUCCCUACCUCAUUGUGUCUGCGGAUCGGAAAAGUGUGAGAAGGGGAGACACAUGGCAGGAUCUGCCCAACAACCCGGAGAGAUUUGACACUGAGCUCUGUGUGCUGGGCUGUGAGGGAUUCACCUCGGGCCGACAUUACUGGGAGAUAGAGAGAAAGGAAGGUGAAGUCUGUAUUGUGGGGGUGGCCAGGGAGUCUGUGAGCAGGAAGGGAGAUAUUGAUUUUAACCCUGAGCGGGGGAUCUGGGCUGUGCUGUGCAAUGCGGAUCGGUACUGGGCUCUCACAUCCCCUGACGAGCUCAGCCCCUUGUCCCUGCGCCAGGCGCCCCGCAGGAUCCGGGUGUAUCUGGACUAUGAACCGGGGCAGGUGGCGUUUUUCGAUGCCGGCACCGGGGACUGGAUCUUCACUUUCCCGCCGGCCUCGUUCGCCGGGGAGAGAAUCCGCCCGCUCUUCUCUGGCCCGUUGCUUUUCAUUCCCCUUCCCUCCCCCCCGGGCCCAUUUGAGAAGAAUCAGGCAGUGACUCCUGCCACCAGUGUUUCAGCCAGGGCCGGCUCCAGGCCACAGCACGCCAAACGCCUGCUUGGGACAGCACGCCAUGGGAGGCGCUCUGCCGGUCACCGGGAGGGCCGCAGGGGGCUCCGAUGGACCUGCCGCAGCUGGUCCCGUGGCUCCGAAGCAGUCAUGGCUGCUGCAGAUCCAGCACAACUGUUCCUAGGUGAACUGACCUGUUCAGUGUGUCUGGAUUAUUUUCAAGAUCCAGUGGCUUUAGAUUGUGGGCACAAUUUCUGCCAGGCCUGCAUCAAUGUGUGGUGGGCAGGAGUGAAGACAGACUUCUGCUGUCCAGAGUGCAGAGAUACCUUUUCCCAUAGAAACUACAAACGAAACAGGCAGCUGAAGAAUAUUGUGGAAGCCUCCAGAACACUUAGACUGGAGUCAACAAAUGAACCAGAAGUCAGCAGAGUGUGUAAGAAACACAGUGAGGUUUUAAAAGUCUUCUGCCGAGAGGAUCAAACCCCCAUUUGUAUGGUUUGCCAUCUGUCCCGAGAUCACAAAGACCACACUGUGGUUCCCAUAGACGAAGCUGCCCAGGAUUACAAGGAUCAGAUUCUGAGCCAUCUGGAGACUUUAAAGAAGAAUCGAAAAGAGGUUCUGACAUUCAGAUCGAACGAGGAAAAGAAAAGCCAAGAACUACUGAAGAAGACAGAAACCGAGAGGCAGAAGAUUGUGUCUGAAUUUCAGCAACUGCGUCAAUUUCUGGAGAAACAAGAGAGAUUCCAGCUUGCCCAGCUGGAUGAGACGGAGCAGGACAUUAUAAAGAAGAGGGAUGGAUAUAUUGACAGACUAAAUGAGGAAAUAUCACUUCUCAAUAAGUUGAUCUAUGAGCUAUACAAGAAGUGUCGGCAGUCAGCAAGUGAAUUUCUGCAGGACAUCAGAAGCACCUUGAGAAGAUGUGAAAGAAAGACGUUUCAGAAUCCUUUGUCUCUUUCUCCUGAACUGAAAUGGGGCAGCUGGAAUUUCUCUGAAAAAUCCACAAUUCUACACAACAUACGGAAGAAAUGCAGAGAGUCUUUCUCAUCUGAAUGGAAACUGCACAAAGUAAAUGUGACUCUGGAUCCAGACACGGCCCAUCCCGAACUCAUCGUGUCUGAGGAUUGGAAAAGUGUGAGACGGGGAGACACAGGGCAGGCUCUGCCCAACAAUCCUGAGAGAUUUGAUACCGAGCUCUGCGUGCUGGGCUGUGAGGGAUUCACCUCUGGAAGGCACUGCUGGGAGGUGGAGGCAAAGGGACUCUGUGCUGUUGGGGUGGCCAGAAAGUCUGUAAGCAGGAAGGGAAAGAUCAACUUUAGACCCAAAUACGGGGUCUGGGCUGUGGAGUGGAGCGGGGAACAGUGGUGCCGAGCUCCUACCUCCCCUGUGACCUCCCUGUUCCUGAUCAAGGCACCUAGCAGGAUCCGGGUUUAUCUGGACUAUGAAAGGGGGAAGGUGGCAUUUAUCGAUGCUGGUAAAGGGGACCCAAUCUUCACUUUCCCAACAACUUUUUUCGCUGGUGAGAGAAUCUGCCCAUUCUUCCGAGUUGGAUUCAGCAGCCUCUCUGGUCCGUUCCAUCCCAGUUCCCAGCUCACACUGUGUCCCUGA